Molecule: messenger RNA, 1322 nt
Organism: Myripristis murdjan (pinecone soldierfish)
Lineage: Eukaryota; Metazoa; Chordata; Actinopteri; Holocentriformes; Holocentridae
Gene: tra2b
Product: transformer 2 beta homolog
Exons: 8
Coding region: 149-1003 (284 amino acids)
Molecular function (GO): RNA binding
Source: RefSeq, a predicted model, not a curated record
UGAUCCCGCGCUCAGCUCGUGAGGAGGAGCUUAUGUUCCCAGGCGCGUGCUGCUGCACCUCUUCACAACACACACAAAUUUGGUGGCUGCCUGGCAGCAAGCGGUAAAAUCAGACUUUAUCCUUCAUUUAACGUUAAUACUGCAAGACAUGAGCGAUAACGAGAAAGGUUACGGCGAGCGGGAGUCUCGCUCUGCAUCCAGGAGCGCAAGUCCUCGGGGCUCAGGGAAAUCGGCCAGCCGCUCCCCUGCCCAAUCACCUGCCCGCUCCAAAGAUGGCUCCCGACACUCCCGUUCCAAAUCUCGGUCCCGCUCCAGGUCCAGGUCUGGGUCUCAUUCCCACCGUGGUUCACGGAGACAUUACAGUCGCUCCCGCUCCCGCUCGAGGUCCUAUCGUCGCCGUUCUCGCAGCAGGUCCUACAGUGGAGAGCGUCGGCGACGCAGCCACAGCCAUUCACCCAUGUCCAACCGUCGCAGGCACAUUGGCAACCGUGCAAAUCCCGAUCCUAACUGUUGCCUAGGAGUGUUUGGCCUGAGCUUGUACACCACAGAGAGGGACCUGAGGGAGGUCUUCUCCAAAUAUGGCCCCCUGUCAGAUGUGUGUAUUGUCUACGACCAGCAGUCCAGGCGCUCCAGGGGGUUUGCUUUUGUUUACUUUGAGAGCAGAGAAGACGCUAAAGAGGCAAAGGAACGAGCAAAUGGUAUGGAACUGGAUGGCCGUAGAAUCAGAGUGGACUUCUCCAUCACAAAAAGACCCCAUACCCCAACCCCUGGAAUCUACAUGGGCCGCCCCACAUAUGGUGGAGGCGGGCCAAGUGGUCCAAGGCGCUAUUCACGUGACUACGACCGUGGCUAUGAUCGUGGCUAUGACAGAGGCGGCUACGAUCGCUAUGACGACAGGGACUACUACAGCAGGUCAUACAGAAGGCGGUCUCCUUCACCGUACUAUAGAGGGGCGUACAGGUCUCGGUCCCGAUCACGGUCCUAUUCUCCCCGCCGCUAUUGAAGAUUGCUGUCAGCAUUCCCCUCCCUUCCCAACACGUGAGACUGUUCCCGGGGAAAAAGCUCGGUUGACUUCAGGAUAGAUGUUCUUUAAUGAGAUUUUGUCAGCAAGUGUACAUGACCGAUGUGUGUAACAGUAUACUGAGCUCAGUUGUAAAGUGGUAUGUCAUUUGAAAUGACUUGACCUGUCCUUUCCCGUUUUUUUAAUUUUAAAUGUAUGGACCAUAUAUGCCAUACGUGUUUUGUAUACAAAUUUUGUGUGAGUGUGCAAACCAAUCUUGUACGCGAUUAAAGGAAAAUGCAGACGUUUUUUUUCCACUUUA